Branchiostoma floridae (Florida lancelet) is the source of this 1750-nucleotide messenger RNA. RefSeq names its product protein DVR-1 homolog. The transcript is spliced from 9 exons. Gene Ontology annotation, cellular component: extracellular region. Gene Ontology annotation, molecular function: growth factor activity; cytokine activity. Gene Ontology annotation, biological process: SMAD protein signal transduction. Lineage: Eukaryota; Metazoa; Chordata; Leptocardii; Amphioxiformes; Branchiostomatidae. The record is from RefSeq and is a predicted model, not a curated record. The coding region runs from base 249 to 1304 and encodes 351 amino acids.
CGACGUGGCAAGGUGCCCAACUAUGUCCAACAACAAGUGCUUCGAUCGACUUCAUCCAGGAAAAUCAGUCUACCAUCGCCUAUAAAGGGGAUGUCUUCCUUAAAAGACGCCAAGCCAUCCCCAGGAGUGAGAAACGGAGAAUAUCGGAGAUCUACCGAAAGGAGGUUAUCAAAGCUACCAUCUUGGAUAAGUUGGGGCUCAGCAGGGAACCGGACCUGCUACACAGUCGGCCCCUGGUGGCGCGCAGCAUGCCGCCGCCGCUGAGACGCCUGCGCCCGGGGAACGACCGACGAGCGCCACCCGUGCGGCCUGGACUCUUUACACAGGCAACCAUGUACAAGAUUAUCGUCUUUCCUUCCACAGACCAGAUAUCAAACAGCACAGACCAUCUUCAGUUCAAGCUCCCCUCGACUGCUGGGAAUCGUGUUAUAUCUGCCAGUCUUUCUGCUUAUCACGGCCAGCCGAAGUGGCGAGAGCUGCCGAGGAAAAAUGAAGACAAGGUUCGGAGGCACUCGCCAAUCAUCGAAAGCCUCAAGGAUUAUUCAAAGGUGCCCUCCUCCAUGUUAGUACACCUGGAGCAGAGAGCCAUAUUUGGCAAUGCUGGGGAGGAGAAAGUCAUCCGGGUCGGGUCCAAGUGGGUCGACUUCCGGUUGCCGGGCUGGGCGGAGUUUGACGUCACAGAGCUGACGAACUUCUGGCUGGGCAGCCCGGAGAGAAACGGCGGGUUCGAUAUCCGAUGCCUCAGCUGUAAGAGACACAUGAGAAACGCUCCUUUCUACACAGACCCAGACGACACUUCUGAGACAGCGGGAAACAGGCCCUUCAUGGUUCUGACGAUACAGGAGGUAAGAGAACAGUUGGACGAAGAUGAAGGCAGUGGUUUCUUGCAUCAGCGGGAGCCACGGCGUCACAAACGUGACGUGUCGAACGAUUGUAACGACGAUGAAGACGACGAAAAAGACUUCAUAUCGUCACGGAAUGAAACAUCGCCAUCGCCACGGAGUUGCUGUCGAAGAUCUCUGGUUGUAUCGUUCAAGGAUAUUGGUUGGGAUGGAUGGGUGAUGGAACCGGCGGAGUUUGAUGCCCACUACUGUCUGGGCCAGUGUGCGAGCUACAACCUGCCCUCCCCCCACGCCGCGAUCAUGGACCAGGUGGUGUCUCCUGUGUACGAGAUGAAGCCAUGCUGUGUGCCAGUCCCGGGACAGAUGCGGGACCUACUCAUACGAUACAGCUUUGAUGGCGGGAAAACGAUUUCCACACAGCACAUACCAAACAUCAUCGUCAACACCUGUGGCUGCUUGUAGAUGGAGUUAGCUCUACGGAGACUGAACCUUACAGUACCGAAGAAACCAAGCCUACAACGUUGGGCAAUAUCGGGACUAGCAUCUUUGAACAGAGAUAUAAUUUAUUGGAAAUGGUCAAGCAAAGUGGCUUUAUGCAAGAAAAAAUUAUAGAUGGCAAUUGCACAACUUAAUUGCAACAAAAUUAUAGCAACAUUUGUUUGGCAGAAUGUAUGCAAACAACAAAUAUCCAAGCAGAAGUAGGAAUCAGUUUUUGCAUGUUCUUGCAAUUUUCCCUCUAGAUGGCGCACCUUUGCAACUGUAAAUCCCAACAUCUACUUGGAGAUGCAAACGAUGUUAACUGCAUCUGUCAUAUACUAGUACUUCGUCUGACCCUUGCCUCUUCCCUCAAUGAAAAGCAGCUUGCAGGCCGAUUUGAGCUUUCAUGAAUAAACAAAGGUUAAAACAAA